UAAACGGCGCUUCAGCCUAACUAACCCAAAAUUACUACGAAAAGAAAAGAAGAGAGAGUGAGAGAGGAAAAAAAAAAAAAAGAAAAAUAAGAAAAAGAAAAAUAGCCUGCUAUCGUUCUUCAUCUUCUACUUUUGGGUGGUUUCAAAGUCAAAAUUCUCUAGCGGUUCUCCAUUAUCUCUUGGCCAGAUCUCCAUCGAAUUGCUGACUGCCCUCCGACGCUCGUCUUCUCCAGGUAUGAUGGACUAUGGAGAUAUUAUCUGUUCUCUGUAAUGUGAAAUUAUGGAUUCAGCUUUGUAAUGUGAAACUGGAGUUCUUUAGGUUGUUGCCUCCUUUUGGGUCUUUCAAGAAAUCAGAGAAUGGUUUCAUUCCGAGCAUUCUUGAACAGCCCUGUUGGGCCAAAAACUACUCAUUUUUGGGGACCUGUUGCCAACUGGGGAUUCGUGGCUGCUUUCUCAAUUGUCUUGAUCAUGUUGGUGGACUCAAACAGGGGUUAGCAGACAUGAACAAGCCACCAGAAAUGAUUUCUGGCAACAUGACAGCAGCAAUGUGCGUCUAUUCAGGACUGUUCAUGAGAUUUGCAUGGAUGGUACAACCCCGCAAUUACCUACUUCUUGCUUGUCAUGCCUCAAACGAGACUGUACAGUUGUAUCAAUUCUCACGUUGGGCAAAGGCUCAAGGGUACUUGUCAGAGAAGAAAGACGAAGCUGCAUCUCAGUAGCUUGAUGCUAUAUUCCCACAUCCUGUUGUCUCUAUAACAUUAUUUUCUACGGGUUGUAAUUUGACUCAUUGAUAAUCAUUGUGUAUGUUAUUUGAAAAUAUGUCGAGGAAACUACUUCAGUAACACCAGAAUGGAAUUGGGAAUUUUUCUCCCGAGAAGCAAUAAAAAUUAUUUCAGAUUUGCCAA
Cucumis melo (muskmelon) is the source of this 905-nucleotide messenger RNA. RefSeq names its product mitochondrial pyruvate carrier 1. Gene Ontology annotation, biological process: pyruvate import into mitochondria. Bases 246 to 719 code for a protein of 157 amino acids. Gene Ontology annotation, cellular component: mitochondrial inner membrane. NCBI's taxonomy places the organism in Eukaryota, Viridiplantae, Streptophyta, Magnoliopsida, Cucurbitales, Cucurbitaceae. The record is from RefSeq and is a predicted model, not a curated record. The transcript is spliced from 6 exons.